AUGUCCAUGCCUUCGCUUUUGCUUCGCACCUCACGAACCAGCAUAGCCUGCGCAUCACGAAACCUUCGAACAACCACAAACCCCUACCUCUCGUCAGCUCGCGCGAUGACUUCCAUCUCCACCACCACUCCCUCGAAUCCUCGACCAGCACCCGAUGAUGUCUCUGUCAAAACUCAUCAUAAUAAGGGCAAGAAGGGCUUCACCAACCCAUGGCCCUCGUUCCGCGAGAUGAACUUCUGGACUAUCAUGCGCUGGGUAUGGCUCGGAAAGAUAGAAGGAACACGCUCCGAUCCCGACCUCACAGGGCCCUUGCCCCCAGUACGCAAGUCUAACUUCCUUCCAACACGAGAAACAGCGACUUUACGCGCAACAUGGCUAGGUCACGCAUGCUCCUACCUCGAAUUCCCCAACGGCCUCCGCGUCCUCUUCGAUCCAGUGUUCGAGGAGAGGUGUAGUCCUUUCAGCUUCGCGGGCCCGAAGCGGUAUACGAAAGCCCCGUGCCAGGUGGAGGAUCUGCCGUUUGUGGAUGUUUUGGUGAUAAGUCAUAAUCACUAUGAUCAUAUGAGUUGGCCCACACUACAGGCGUUGAGGAAGAGAUUCCCGGAUGUGCAGGUUCUCACGCCGUUGGGGAACAAGCAGUGGUUCAAGGAGGGAGGCUUCAGGAAUGUAGAACAGAUGGAUUGGUGGGAGGAGCGGGAAGUCAAGGUAGAGGUAGAGGGUAAAGAGAUGGAAGCGAGGAUAGGGUGUUUACCAGCACAACAUACCUCCGCACGCUUCGGAUGGGAUAAGGGUGAGAGACUUUGGGGCAGUUUCAGUAUCGAAGCUGGAGGGAAGAAUGUGUGGUUCGCAGGUGAUACUGGGUAUAGAACAGUGCCGAAGCUGGGCAAGGGAGAGGACGAUUAUGGAGAGGCGCAUAAGGAUCUGCCGCAUUGUCCAGCAUUUGAGCAGAUUGGGGAGUUGAGGGGCCCUUUUGAUUUGGGACUGAUACCGAUUGGAGCGUAUGAGCCAAGGUGGCUGAUGUCGCCGGUGCAUGCGAAUCCGUAUGAUAGUGUUGACAUCUAUGUCGAGACCAAGUGUGAGAGGGCAUUGGGGAUACAUUGGGGGACGUGGGUGUUGACGGAGGAGGAGGUGUUGGAGCCACCGCGGAUGCUGAAGGAGGCGUUGAAGAGGAAGGGCUUGAAAGAGGAGGGAGCUUUUGAGGUUUGUGAUAUUGGUGAGUCGAGGGAAUAUUGA
Fulvia fulva is the source of this 1233-nucleotide messenger RNA. RefSeq names its product Metal-dependent hydrolase lscR. Lineage: Eukaryota; Fungi; Ascomycota; Dothideomycetes; Mycosphaerellales; Mycosphaerellaceae. Gene Ontology annotation, cellular component: membrane-bounded organelle; cytoplasm. Bases 1 to 1233 code for a protein of 410 amino acids. The record is from RefSeq and is a predicted model, not a curated record. Gene Ontology annotation, molecular function: N-acylphosphatidylethanolamine-specific phospholipase D activity. The transcript has 2 exons. Gene Ontology annotation, biological process: N-acylphosphatidylethanolamine metabolic process; N-acylethanolamine metabolic process.